Messenger RNA from Scomber scombrus (Atlantic mackerel), 1986 nucleotides. RefSeq names its product complement component 1, q subcomponent, C chain (gene c1qc). Bases 142 to 870 code for a protein of 242 amino acids. Gene Ontology annotation, molecular function: protein binding. Lineage: Eukaryota; Metazoa; Chordata; Actinopteri; Scombriformes; Scombridae. The transcript has 7 exons. The record is from RefSeq and is a predicted model, not a curated record.
CAGGCGCCGAAAAAUAGCAAAAUCUGCUGAAUCUUUGGUUUUUGUGUUGGCUUCCUCUUCUGGCCGCUGCUUCACUUCACUUUGCUUUGAAUUCCCCUCGGUGGAUUUCAUUCCUGUGUCUGUUCUCGCAGGUUCUCCAUCAUGCUCCAUCGUUGUUUUAUUGUGAUCGGAGCCCUGCUCUCAUUAGCAGUAUCCCCGCUAGUUGCUUUGGAGUCCUGCCAAGCGACAGGGUAUCCCGGGAUCCCAGGUAUUCCUGGGCUGCCCGGCAGAGACGGUCGUGAUGGUGAGAGAGGACAAAAAGGAGAUCCAGGACAAUUGUUGCAUGGCACCGCCGGCCCUAAGAAGGGAGCAAAGGGGGAGCCGGGGCCGUUGGGAUAUCCUGGUAAACGGGGUCAAAGUGGGGAACCAGGGGAAGCAGGGGUCCCAGGAACUCAAGGAGGACCAGGAGAACCAGGAGAAGAUGGAAAGACCGCAGGAGUCCAGCAGCAGGCGGCCUUCAGUGUGGCAAGAGGAACCAGCGAAUUUCCGGACAGGACCAGUUUCAUAAGAUUCACCAAAAUCAUCACCAACAUCAAUGAUGACUACAACUCAGUGACAGGACGCUUCAAGUGUCGGGUCCCAGGAACGUACUACUUUGUGUACCACGCCUCUAUAGAAGACCGCUUCUGUGUGCUGUUGAAGCGGGACAACACUCCGCUGGCACCGUUCUGCGAUCAUCGCCGCGGCAAACGACAGGUGACUUCAGGCGGUCUGGCGGUCUACCUGUCGAAGGAUCAGGAGGUUUGGAUGGAGACUCAAACCUACAGAGGGAUGACAGGGAAAACGACCGGUUACAGCAUCUUCUCCGGCUUCCUGCUGCAUGCUCACUGACCAACAGGACGAGAAACAUAAAACAGCCUUUUCCUCACUUGUAUUUAACAGUCUUAUAGCAAUAAUUUGAGUGCAAUGAGUGAAACUACAGACAAAACAAUAGCUCUCCUUCCUUCACAUAGACCCUUCCACCCUUUCACCUUGUUAAAAAGCAUGUUUGUUACUUUACAUUUAAACAUUUAAUUAACACAACACUGUCACAUGCUACCAAUCAAAUACAUGCAUGCAAUUUCCUUUUAGAAUACAUAGACAGAUUUUCUUAAAAUGAUCUAAAAAUAAAUAAAUAUAAAAGCAAAUCUGUUGACCAAGAAUAUGAUUUUCCAGAUGCAUUUAUGUCCUUCUGUAUAUUGUUUCAAGUGCAUUAAGUGCUUUUAACCUAAAUGUCUGAACUCUGAACAACUAGAUUUUUACACAUAUAUAUGCACCAAGAAUGAAGAACCAGCCACCAGAAAGAUUUAUAGAUAAAAGCAAACAAAGUGCAGUGAUAAUUAAGUAAUUAAACAUAAUGCAAGAUUUUAAAUUGUAUCUUAAGAAACUGGCCAAGUGCAUUUAUAAAGAGCAAAUCAAUGUAAUCCAAUAAAGGUAAAUACGUUUCAUGUUAUGUUGUCAGUUGAGCUCUGUGGAGUUCAUUUCUGUUUCAUAUCCAAAAGAAACUCUUACUGUAUGAGAAGCUUAAACAGAUCAGAGGCCAAAAUAACACCUUAAUUAUUAGAUUUUUAGGUUUAUAGGUUUAGCUUAUUUGACAACACUUAUAUAAUUUAAAAAUACAAUAUAUCAGACUUAUUUCCAUCGUUAUGUCCAAGUUGUUUUUGCAGAAUAUUAAUCAUUUAACAAGACGGGGACAAAAGUUUAUUUUCUGACUUGAAGAAAUAUUCCAACAAAACUGAAUGAUUAAGUCACUAAAAAAUUUUUUUAAGAUAUCUGUGUGCACUGUUGUUAGCUUUGGUGUUUGCUGAUCACUAAUACACAGAAUUAUCUUUUUCAAGCUUAUUUUCACUGAGGCUCUGUAAUUUACGUUGGAAUAUAUAAAUUACUCUGUUGACGUUACCUUCUCUGUCUGUCAGUAACAGAUCAUAUUGUAUGAACUGGAAACCCAAUAAAACAGCUUAAGAACAA